AUGGGAUGUACCACAGGCCAUUUCACCUGUCAACCGCAGACAACGGCGGCUCCAACCUUGGAAAGCCAGUCACAAGAAGGAGGACCCAAAGUCCCAGAGGUCCUGUCAUCUCUUGAGAGACUCUCGCAGGCUACGGGAGGGAUGGAGAAGUCCUGGUACCGCUGCAUCUUUCCUUUUGGGAUCAUCUCACUGGUGAUUGGAGUUGCUGGAACGGGGGUGACAUACACCUAUAAUGAUCUCCCGCAGACUAAAGUGGUGUCUGUGAUCCUGCUGAUCGUGGGUCUUGUCUUGGUACUGAUGGCCACGGCUUGCUGGACGGUCCACAAGAAGAAGCGCAGGAAAAAGAAGGAAGGGGGUUCCUUCAGCUCCGAACAGUGUCCGCUCUGA
Molecule: messenger RNA, 387 nt
Organism: Danio rerio (zebrafish)
Lineage: Eukaryota; Metazoa; Chordata; Actinopteri; Cypriniformes; Danionidae
Source: RefSeq, a predicted model, not a curated record